Molecule: messenger RNA, 2034 nt
Organism: Serendipita indica DSM 11827
Lineage: Eukaryota; Fungi; Basidiomycota; Agaricomycetes; Sebacinales; Serendipitaceae
Source: the annotation of a GenBank genome assembly
AUGUCGACCGAAGGUAUGGAAGUAGACAAGCAGUCAGAGGUCAAGUCAGCGGCAGGCGAUCUCACCGCUCACGUUCUCGGGGAAGCGACCGACGCGACAGAGAUAGAGACAGAGACAGGCAUUACUCUGAGCACCGCGAUCGUGGUGACAAAGACAGAGACCGUCGCAGGUCAGACCGGGACAGAGAUCGCUCGAGGGACCGCAGACAUCGAGACGACGACAGAUAUCGCGAGAGAAGAGACCGGGAUAGGGACGACAGAGACCGUAGCUAUCGUUCUUCGAGAAACUACAGCCGUGACCGCGACUCGCGCAGGGACGAUGACGACCGCCGCGAAAAGAGAAGACGGGAGGAUGGAGACGAGGGAGCCCCAGAGGGAAAACGUAGGAAAGAAGACCAAGCCGAUUCGCCCAACAGGAGUGAGCGGCGGGAUCAGUCGAGGGACUCUGACAGGAGGAGACGUGACAGGCAUCAAGAUUCCGGGCGUCGUGACUAUGAUCGUCGUCCAAGGUAUCCGUGCUUCUCCCAAAUACGUACCACCUACGGAAGACUUCAACGAAGAAGAAGCGGGAGACUCAGAGCAGCGUUCUGUCUUUGUCACCCAACUCGCAGCUCGCCUAACUGCACGCGACCUAGGCUACUUUUUCGAGGAAAAGCUGGGUGAUGGCGCCGUUCGUGACGCACGUAUAGUCACAGAUCGCUUAUCCAGACGUUCGAAGGGCAUUGGCUACGUUGAGCUGCGUAGUUUGGAUCUCGUCUCGAAGGCUAUUGCUCUCACAGGAACUGUCGUCAUGGGUCUUCCAAUCAAAGUUCAGCUCACCGAAGCCGAGCGUAAUCGUAUUCAUUCCGGAGAUCUCCUGAAUCUUCCGCCUGGAGUCACAGCAACCUCGCACGGACCUAUGCAGCUUUAUGUUGGUUCUCUCCAUUUCCAGCUCACCGAAGAAGAGAUCAAGCAGGUUUUCGAGCCGUUUGGCGAACUUGAAUUCGUUGAUCUUCAUAGGGAUCCAGCCACGGGGCGCAGCAAAGGUUAUUGUUUCAUUCAGUAUCGUCGUCCUGAGGACGCCAAGAUGGCGCUCGAGCAAAUGGACGGAUUUGAGCUGGCCGGUCGCCAGCUCCGAGUCAACACUGUACACGAAAAGGGUGUUGCGGCUCCUGGAGGUGUCGGCAUGAGCUUGCGUGCGAUGGGAAACACUGCUGAAUCCCUUGAUGAAGGAGGCGGUAACCUGAACGCCGUGUCCCGACAGGCGCUGAUGCAAAAGCUUGCUAGAACGAAUGAGCCACAGAUUCCCCUUCCAGUGUCCGGGCCGAAAAUCAAUAUCAAGUCACAGGAAACGAGAUGUAUCCUACUCAAGAAUGCGUUUGAUCCUGCUGAGGAAACUGAUCCAGAUUGGGACAAGAACCUGCAAGAAGAUGUUGUUGCUGAAUGUGAAUCUAAAUUCCAGGGCCGUGUCGAAAAAAUUGUGGUUGAAAAGGACUCCAAGGGCGAGAUUUAUAUCCAAUGCGAUUCGAUCGAUAUGGCCAAGCGUGCGGUUGCCAAUUUGGACGGCCGCUGGUUUGGUGGUCGCCAGAUUAGUGCCUCGUACAUCUCAGAUGCAAUCAUGAGAGCUCACGGCAAGGAUAGAAUGAACUAUAACCUUACGAUUCUCAAAAGUCUAUCGUCACUCAGUGGUCCAUAUAGUGACAACCAAGAAAUCCUGAGGGCAUACCUCCAACUCGCGCCUGCAUAUUUGCUGCUGGACGGCUCACACAAGACAGAUCCAGAGACUGGAGUGUCCCAAUGGGCGAUGGGUUUUGACCGAAUUAUGGAUGUCCUCGCUGCGCUCCAUGCGAGCUCGCAACUCGAGCUUUUGACCGUCGAGGCGGUCCGCAACGCGCUCGCCGAGUGCUGGAGCUCCAGCGAAUCGAUAUCUCCGACUACGGUGGUACAAGAGAAGAUCAAGGCGCUCGCUGGGCGGCUGCGGCGACUUAUGGACGACCCAGAGGCGAGUCGCCUUUGCUUUCGGUCACAGCCGAUGGAUCUCGACUUUCUACACUGA